Caenorhabditis angaria is the source of this 1963-nucleotide messenger RNA. NCBI's taxonomy places the organism in Eukaryota, Metazoa, Nematoda, Chromadorea, Rhabditida, Rhabditidae. The record is from the annotation of a GenBank genome assembly.
AUGGGAAAAUAUGAUAUUUAUUUGAUUGAAUUGCCUAACGGCGGCAAAAAAUGUAAGAUAUGUCGAGAUCAAACUUUUAAACAACAGAAGGAUUCUUCUACCAACGUAUAUAGAUAUCAUUUUCUGACUCACCACCCGGAUGAAUAUGAAAAGGUAAUUUUAGCAAUAUAUAUGAUUUUAUUCAAAGUUUGAUAUUUCAGAUUAAUGGAAAACAAACAUCAGAACCCGCUGAUCAGAAUCCGGCAAAAAAAGCAAAAAUUGGCGAUGAAACAAUUAUUCAAUGUUGGAACGAAUUUUCCGAAAACGGAUUGAAAACAAUACAAAUUGAUCGAGCCAUUAUGCAAUUCAUUUCGGGAUGUAAUUUACCCAUAAACAUCGUCGAAAAUCCGUCAUUCAAGAACAUGAUUUCAGUAUUUUCUCGUCGAUUCAAUUUGAAAAGUCGGACCCAUUUCACCAGAAAUGAAUUGCCAAAAUUAUACGAAGAGUAUAAAUGUAAAUUGAUUCGAGAGUUAUCCAAUGUGGAUAACAUGUGUAUAAGUUUUGAUGGAUGGUCAGACACUGGAAAUAAGCACGAAUAUUUGGCAGUUGUUGCUCAUUUUACAAAAAAUGAUGAGAACACUUAUCGUAUCAUUGGAGCUAUUGAUGUUAGCAAAAAACGGCAUACAUCGAACUACCUCAAAACUUCAAUGGAAGAUGUCUUGAAAGAAUUCCAAAUCACCGAUAAAGUUGUUGUUUUGAUAAGAGAUGGUGCCGCGAAUGCAAUAAAAGCAGCCGAAUUAAUGGAUGUUCCACAUUACGAUUGUUUGGCGCAUAAAAUCAAUUUGGCUGUGAAAGAUGGACUAGAUGUUUUCUCGGAAUUAUCAAAUAUUGUUGGAAAGUUGAGAACAAUCUGCACUUUGCUCAAUAAAUCAUCAGUGGCGCGAAAAGAAUAUGUCAAUUUGUCGGAAUUAAUGGACAUCCCUGUCUUAUUUUUGAAGAAGCAUAUAGAAGUGAGAAUAGUUUUUGUGAAUUUCCAGUAAUUUUUUCAACUUUUAUAGGUGCGCUGGAAUAGUGUAUAUGCAGUUUGUGAGAGAGCGCUCAAAGUCAAAACUCAAUUGGCAUUGAUUCUUGUGAAUCAUCCGAAGUGGCCCCAAAUGACAGACGGUGACUGGGAAACGGUGGUUUGUGGAACUGAACUUCUCAAACCAUUAGUUGAUGCGACAAUGUUGGUUCAGCAUCGUCAAACGAAUGCAAGCGCGAUAAUUCCAUUGUGCUCGGUGAUCAUAUCAGAAUUGGAAAGUUCUAAAAAAUACAAAACAGCCACAAAGGCCAUGUCGGAACGUAUGAAAGAGGAGCUGGAAAAAUAUGAGAAAUUGGAGUACUUGAACUUUUCCACACUUUUAGAUCCCAGAUUUAAGGUAACAGUGUUUCUGAUUUUCUAUAUUUCUAUAUUUUUUGCAGAAUCUAUUUGUGAAUAAAGAUUGGGAAGAAAAAAUGUUGGCAGAACUUAUCAAAAUUUCUCCGCAAGAUCAACAAAAUUGUGAAGAUGAUGAUGGACCAAUUGAAGAAAUUAAUGUUACUGCUGAAAACAUAUUUUCUAAAUAUAUGAAGGUAUGUUAAAUAAGCUAUUGGAGAUCAAUUUUUUCAAUCUUUACAGUCCAAUCAAAAGAUAGCGAAAAGAAAGCAAGAAGGUUCGCAAACUGUUGUUCAAACCGAGUUUAAAAAAUGGUUAGACGAAGCGGUCGAUAUCAACCUUUCACCAACAAAUUUUUGGGCGCAAGAAAACAACAUAAAAUCGUUCCCACACCUCCAUCAACUCAGUCAGAAGUAUUUAUGCUCUCCCGCUUCGACGGCUGAAUCAGAACGCUUAUUUUCCACAGCUAGACUCAUACUUUCUGAUAAUCGAAAAAAUCUUGGACCUGCAAACUUCUCAAAACACAUAUUUUUGAGCAAAAACAUGCCAUUAAUGGGGUUUGCGAAUUGA